CAAGAAUCAAACACAAGGUCUUUCUAGAAAGGGACCGAAUAUUUGAAUUAUCCAACUUAAUAUCCUCCAUAUAUUUCCUCAACAGCCCAACUCAAACACCAUUACUACAAACCCAGAUAUUUCUCUGAAUUCUCUCUCAAAUUUUCUGCAUUCAAUACAAAAACAAUCGAAAAAUGUCAGGGCCACAAUGCUGCGAAAAUCCCCCUGCUUUAAACCCAAGCAGUGGAACUGGGCAUGUUGAAGAAAUUGGUGGUCUUAAAUCAUAUGUUUCUGGCACUUCUGAUUGCAAGUUUGCUGUUCUUUUCAUCUCUGAUGUUUAUGGAUUUGAAGCUCCAAAUUUGAGGAAGCUCGCAGACAAAGUUGCUUCUGCUGGUUACUAUGCUGUUGUCCCUGAUUUCCUCCACGGGGAUCCUUACAAUCCCGAGAACACCGAGAGACCAAUCCAAGCUUGGAUAAAGGACCAUGGGACGGACAAAGGAUGUGAAGAGGCUAAGCCGGUAAUUGAAUCUCUGAAGCAGAAAGGUAUAUCUAAGAUAGGAGCAGUUGGCUUUUGUUGGGGAGCCAAAGUGGUUGUGCAACUAGCACAAACGGAUGAAUAUAUACAAGCAGCAGCGCUCCUACACCCUUCAUUUGUUACUGUGGAUGAUAUUAAAGGUGUGAAGGUACCUAUUACUGUUCUUGGGGCUGAGGUUGAUCACAUGUCUCCACCUGAGCUCAUGAAGCAAUUUGAGGAGGCCUUGAAUGCCAAGCCGGAGGUGGACAAAUUCAUCAAGAUUUUCCCCGGAGUUUCCCAUGGAUGGACAGUCAGAUACAAACCUGAAGAUGCUGCAGUAGUCAAGGCUGCGGAGGAAGCUCACCAGGAUAUGUUGGGAUGGUUUCAGAAGCACAUAAAGUGAAGAUCGUAGAGAGUUACGAUAACCUGAUCUGAGUAUUACACUAUCACGUGCAGUAAAAAGGGCUGUAUGAAAUAUAAUGAGCUAUGGUUUGAGUGAUUUGUCAAAUACUUGCACAGAUGCACGUUUAUGUGACUUGUGGAAUUUCAUAAAAAUAAAGUUCUGCUUGUGAUUUAGUAAUCUUA
Molecule: messenger RNA, 1078 nt
Organism: Chenopodium quinoa (quinoa)
Lineage: Eukaryota; Viridiplantae; Streptophyta; Magnoliopsida; Caryophyllales; Amaranthaceae
Product: endo-1,3;1,4-beta-D-glucanase-like
Exons: 7
Coding region: 174-896 (240 amino acids)
Molecular function (GO): hydrolase activity
Source: RefSeq, a predicted model, not a curated record